Poecilia reticulata (guppy) is the source of this 1678-nucleotide messenger RNA. RefSeq names its product claudin-11. Gene Ontology annotation, molecular function: structural molecule activity. Gene Ontology annotation, cellular component: membrane; bicellular tight junction. The record is from RefSeq and is a predicted model, not a curated record. Lineage: Eukaryota; Metazoa; Chordata; Actinopteri; Cyprinodontiformes; Poeciliidae.
AAAAUGUCAUCUUAACAUUUUUUGUAGGAUGAACUGAUUAAUAAACAUCCACGACUUUUGGAGCUCAGAAAUGUAAAAAAACUUAAUUAAUUAAUCACAAAGUUCUUGACAGACAUUUAUUCCUGUUUUCCUGUCCAUGACGUUCCCGACACUCUGUGGUUUAAAGCUGCUGCAUCUGAAGGAAACCGAUCCGGAUUCAUGUCUCAGAGUUCCUUCCUGAAGAUGCAGAUCCUGACCUUUGCCCUCCAGAUGUCUCGGCUCAGCCCUGCUGCUCCUCUGCUCUCCAUCUGGUUCAGGUUUGGAUCUGGAUUUUCCCUGGUUGGCGUUGGGAGGGGGGCAGGUUCGCCACACCCUGAGAUAAAUCUUAUGAUUUUCUUUCCUUGUGGAUAACGCACAACAACGGGACGCGGUGCAGCAGCUCCUCAUCUUAUUUCACUUUUUCAAACAUUUUAGUGGGGAAAAGCGUCUUUCAGGGAUUUUUUUUUUCCUUUCUGAAUUACGAAGAAGAACCUGCUGAAAAUUUGUGCUUUAUUUACCCAGUUAAAGAACUUUGGGAUAAGUUUUUAUUUCCUGGAGACAGGAAAGGAAAUAACCAACGGCUAAAAGCCCUCAAGAAGAUAAAAGUCGUGUUUUUUGGAACGUGUAAAGACGCACGGCGGAUCUCCAUGACGCACGUCUGCAGGCAGCUGGUUGGCGUCGGGGGGAGCUGCGCGGGUUGGGUCGGGCUCAUCUUCGCCACGGCAACCAACGACUGGGUCCGGACGUGCGACUACUCGGUCGCCACCUGCCUGCGCAUGGACGAGCUGGGGUCACGUGGCCUGUGGGCCGAGUGCGUGGUGUCUCCGUCGCUCUACCACUGCGUGUCUCUGGACCAGAUGUUCUCCCUGCCCGCGUACGUCCAGGUGUCCCGGGCUCUGAUGAUCGCCGCGUGUCUCCUGGGCGUCCCCGCCCUGCUGCUGGUCCUCAUGUCCAUGCCCUGCAUUCGGUUGCCUAGCAACUACUCCGCCACCGUUAAGAAGCGCCGCACCCAGGUGGGCGGCGUCCUCUUCAUCGUCAUGGCUGUUUUUGGUGCCGUAGCGACCGUCUGGUUCCCGGUCGGGGCGAACAAAGCGGAGCACCUCAUGUCCUUCGGCUACUCUCUGUACGUGGGCUGGGUGGGAGCCGGGCUCUGCCUGCUGGGCGGCGUCGUCAUCCUCUGCUUCCAGGUCGCCCUCAUCACCAACCCGUCCCGGGAGAACAGCUUCUUCUACUCCAGACGGGGCGGAACCGCCCGGGAGGUCGACAGCUCCGCCAACCACGCCAAGACUGAGCGGGUGUGAGGGGCGACCGGCUUCCCGUCCUGCACGCGGUUCACCCGCGAUGCACCGAUACACCGAACAAAACCGAUAUCUGAGGUUUGGUAUCAGAACUGGAAAAUGCAAAGAAUUGACUUAAAACAUUUCUUUUUUAAAAACAAAGACAAAAGUUUUGAAUUACAAAUGUAUUUGAUAGCCCUGCUCCGGUACAGCUCAGUUAAAGCUGCAGUGUGUAACUACCCUCUGGGUGCUGCUCAUCCUGUUGUGAAUGCUAAUCCAAGUUAGCAUAGCAUAAACAGUUUACCUUAACAGGAAGUUGUUUCUCCGCUAAGACCCUCCUCCCGCUCUGAUUGGUUGUUUUUGGUGCAUUUCUUCAGGCAGCA